Messenger RNA from Cyphellophora europaea CBS 101466, 528 nucleotides. RefSeq lists its product as uncharacterized. NCBI's taxonomy places the organism in Eukaryota, Fungi, Ascomycota, Eurotiomycetes, Chaetothyriales, Cyphellophoraceae. Bases 1 to 528 code for a protein of 175 amino acids. Gene Ontology annotation, molecular function: protein binding. The record is from RefSeq and is a predicted model, not a curated record. The transcript has a single exon.
AUGCCCGCCAUUGCUAAAACUGCUCUCAGCCACUUGUCUGGGCCAAUCGUCAGUGUCACCGUUGGCUCUGGAGCCGAAGCUAAAACCCGGGCCCUUCACAAAGAUCUCCUCAAGGCCAAGUCGCGGUACUUUGAAGGCUGUCUUAGCGGCAAAUUCUCCGAGUCAGUCAACAAUCAAGUCACCCUACCUGAUAUGAACCCGGAGGCGUUCGGUGCAUUCGUCGUGUGGGCAUACACCGGCAAGAUCGAAUCCGAUGACAAAGACUGCAAGAUAGACCGCGCUUCAAAGCUCGUACGUCUCUGGAUCUUGUCAGAUCGCCUGAUGUGCGAAAGCUUGCAGAAUUUGUGCAUGGACCAGCUAAGAUCCUUGUUGUUCGGGAGUCAUCCCCAGACAGCUGACCUGGUGUUGAUCGUCGACACUCUCAACCUCGAUUCGGUGCUUGCGGACUAUUACAUCAAGCAAAUGGCCUUCGACAUGGCUUGGGGCUGGUGGGACGAUAUCGUGAUCCAACAUAGCUGGCAUACCUAG